CGUGAUGAAGGGGGGGAAAAAGCCUGUCGUCGCUAGUUAGGACGUCAUCACUAGAAGACUGCCCUCUCCUCACCAAAUCCUCAUCAAGGGUGACUGCAGAAGGAGAGCGGAGGCUGGGGGCGGAAAUACCCUUUAUCACUCCGUGAUAUCCGUGGGGCAGCGAGGCAGACUGUGACAGCGAAGCAGGAUGGUUGUUGUGGGGAAAACCAGCGCCAUAGCCGCCGGGGUGUGCGGCGCCCUGUUCCUAGGCUACUGCUAUUAUUUCGAUAAGAAAAGGAGGAGUGACCCCAACUUCAAGAACAGUCUGCGAGAAAAGAGGAGAAAACAGAAACUUGCUAAGGAGAGGUCUGGUCAGUCAAAGCUACCUGAUCUUAAAGAUGCUGAGGCUGUCCAAAAGUUUUUCCUUGAAGAAAUUCAGCUUGGGGAGGAGCUGCUAGCACAAGGUGAAUUUGAAAAAGGUGUUGAUCACUUAACAAAUGCCAUUGCUGUUUGCGCAACCUCAACAGCUCCUUCAAGUUUUACAGCAGACUCUUCCACCACAAGUUUUUCAGAUGCUCUUGACGAAACUACCAACCAUUAGCCAGAGGAUUGGAAGUUCUCAGAGUUUAACUGAAGAUGAUGUGGAAUAAGAUGGUAGUGGAUACUUCGAUGCAGUAUUUAGCAGGAUCGACUAAUGCAAACCUUGUUGUUGAAUAUGCCAUUACUAAUAAACACGUGUGUUUUGUUUUUA
Messenger RNA from Pseudophryne corroboree (corroboree frog), 730 nucleotides. It is a transcript of the gene TOMM20, whose product is annotated as translocase of outer mitochondrial membrane 20. Lineage: Eukaryota; Metazoa; Chordata; Amphibia; Anura; Myobatrachidae. Gene Ontology annotation, biological process: intracellular protein transport; tRNA import into mitochondrion; protein targeting. Gene Ontology annotation, molecular function: transmembrane protein transporter activity. Gene Ontology annotation, cellular component: mitochondrial outer membrane translocase complex; mitochondrial outer membrane. The record is from RefSeq and is a predicted model, not a curated record.